Molecule: messenger RNA, 1714 nt
Organism: Lepus europaeus (European hare)
Lineage: Eukaryota; Metazoa; Chordata; Mammalia; Lagomorpha; Leporidae
Gene: CREB3L4
Product: cAMP responsive element binding protein 3 like 4
Exons: 10
Coding region: 280-1467 (395 amino acids)
Biological process (GO): regulation of transcription by RNA polymerase II
Cellular component (GO): nucleus
Molecular function (GO): RNA polymerase II cis-regulatory region sequence-specific DNA binding; DNA-binding transcription factor activity, RNA polymerase II-specific
Source: RefSeq, a predicted model, not a curated record
GACGUCUCGCAGAGCCCUGGGCGAGGGUUUUGAUCCGUUUUGCCUGUGUUUACAACUCUGUAAAAGUGAUGGCUGGAGUUCCAGUUUCCUGUGCCCCAGGCACGGCCAUCUCUACUCCCCUGAGGCGACACCGAAUCCUCGGGAAGAUGUCCUACAGCUCGCGGCAACUGAGGCCGAAAGGGCUACGGGUGUUUUCCUCAGAUUCCGUUUGAGGACGCUCGGCCUCAGAGCCCCUCACCGACAGAGGCGUCGCCCCUACGUUGGCUCCUGGCCAGAAGCAUGGACCUCGGCACCCCUGACCUGCUGGACGCCUGGCUGGAGCCCCCGGAGGAUAUUUUCUCCACAGGCUCCUACCUGGAGCUGGGACUCCAGUGUCCUCCCCCAGAGGCCCCAGGGACCAGGCUACAGGAGCAGGGCCCACAAGGCUGGGAGUCUGGCGGGGACCAUGGCUGUGGCCUUCAGGAGAACGAGCCUGAAGACUGCCUGAGGAUUUUCAUCGAUCCCAAUGAGGUGUACUGCUCAGAGGCCUCUCCUGGCAGCGACAGUGGCAUUUCUGAGGACCCUGGCUGUUCAGACAGCCCCCCUGCCCCUCAAGCACCCAGUUCUCCUGCACUCUAUGAGGUUGUCUAUGAGGCAGGGGCCCUGGAGAGCACGCAGGGGGAAGCUGGCCCCACCGUAGGGCUCAUCUCCAUUCAGCUCGAUCAGUGGAGCCGACCAUUGAUGGCGCCUGAUGCCUGCAUGGUCAACAAGCUGCCCUUGGAUGGCCAGACCCACAUCCUGCCGAGAGCAGGCACCGUAGCCCCAGUGCCGCCUGAGACCCUGCUGCCAUGUCAACCGCUGUUCCUGACAGAUGAGGAGAAGCGGCUGCUGGGGCAGGAAGGGGUUUCUUUGCCCUCUCACCUGCCCCUCACCAAGGCAGAGGAGAGGGUCCUCAAGAAAGUCAGGAGGAAAAUCCGGAACAAGCAGUCAGCUCAGGACAGCCGGAGGCGGAAGAAAGAGUACAUCGAUGGCCUAGAGAGCAGGGUGGCAGCCUGUUCUGCACAGAACCAGGAACUACAGAAAAAAGUUCAAGAGCUGGAGAGGCACAAUAUCUCCUUGGUGGCUCAGCUCCGCCAGCUGCAGACACUCAUUGCUCAAACCUCCACCAAGGCUGCCCAGACCAGCACUUGUGUUGUGAUCCUUCUUUUUUCCCUGGCUCUCAUCAUCCUGCCCAGCUUCAGCCCCUUUCAAGGCCUACCAGAAGCUGGGCCUGAGGAUUACCAGGCUCAUGGAGUGAUUUCCCGAAACAUCCUGACCCACAAGGACAUGACAGAAGAUCUGGACACCCCAGUGGCAGAGUCCAGGCUGAGGGAGCCACCUGGAGCCAAGAGUGCCAAUGGCUCUGCGAGGACACUGCUUGAGAAGAUGGGAGGGAGGGGGGGGCCCAGGGGGCGUGCCACAGCAGUGCUACAUGCAGAUGAGAUGUGAGCCUGGCCCAGACCUUCCCUGUCCACUUCCCAAUCAGAAAGAGGCACCCAGGCUCUGGGGAGUUCAGGUGGCUCUGCCCUCAGGGGUGGGAAUCACUUUGUAACGCCUGGGAGACAUCCGCACCCUGAGGCCUGUAGCUUCUUCGAGGGGCACUGCAAAUACUCUCCUAAUGUAUGUGUGACUUUGUUUCUUCUUUAGGGAUAGGGUGGAGGGGAGAGAGAAGUUUUGACUAAGAAAUAAAAAACUG